Molecule: messenger RNA, 2919 nt
Organism: Hipposideros armiger (great roundleaf bat)
Lineage: Eukaryota; Metazoa; Chordata; Mammalia; Chiroptera; Hipposideridae
Product: beta-1,3-galactosyl-O-glycosyl-glycoprotein beta-1,6-N-acetylglucosaminyltransferase 7
Exons: 3
Coding region: 1669-2760 (363 amino acids)
Cellular component (GO): membrane
Molecular function (GO): acetylglucosaminyltransferase activity
Source: RefSeq, a predicted model, not a curated record
CCGGCCCCAUCACUCUUUAAAAAGGAAAAACUGCCAGGCCCUACAGAAUUGACUCUGUGGGAAUUUCCCACUAUCCACCAGAUGUUAUGUUAAAGCAACAGCAAGAACCAUGUUUUUAGGUUUAAAAACCUAAAGUCUGGUGUCUUCCAGACUUCAUUUACAAGGCUGGCCGGAUCACCUUAAAAAGCUUGUGUGAAACUGUGACAAUAAAGCUAAACUACUGGCGACCCUAGUUCCCACACACGCCUAUUUCUAAACAUUAAGGUGACCCUGGGCCGGAAGGAAGAUUUAAUUGUUGGGCAACUGCGGACACGGCCCUGACAGACCUAGAGGUGGAAAGGCGGCGGGCUCGUGGACCUGUCUCCAUACGAGGGAGGGAAACGCAUUCAGCCCAUGCAUCGCCUGAGUGUCCCUCGAGCAGAUCACACACGAGACUGGUCUUCAUUCAUUAUCGUAAGCUAUGGAGACUACCUGAUAUUCUGGGCUCUGGGGGAUACACGGGGUGCCAUCUGUCAGUGAAGUGGGGCUCACAUUUCCGUGAUGGGACCAGAGUGCUUUACUUUGACCACAAGCUGAAAAACAAAAACCAAGACAACAAACCCCAAACCCUCCAAAACCCUCCCCAUACUGAACCUCCAGUCAACCGGGGAGACGAAACGGGCUGCUACGGCGCACGGUUCACCUUGAACCAAAAUCCUCAAGAGGAGUAAACGCUUUAUUUUCAUUUUACUUCAAGAAGGUAUUUACUUUCUACUAAAUUUCUAUUUUUAUGAUAAAGCAUUUAUUUAUGAUAUAAAAAGGUUCUGUUUAUUUUAGAGCUCAGAUGUGAAAUGUGUUCAUUUUAACGAUGGCUUUGUUUAUAAAAAUAUUACAUAAUUUAUAAAAAUGUCUUUAAAAUUAUGCCAUAACGUUUUAUGUUUGGGCCAAUCAACAAACAUUUCCUGAGCCAAACCAAGUUCCCAUCCUAGUAAGCGGGAGCUCUCAGACGUUGCCGGCAGGCGUGUAAAACAGUAUAACCGCUUUGCACAGUUGGCUGCGGGUCCUAAGCAGUUAAACGUACACCUGUCUGCGAGCCAGCCAUCCCACUGUGCAGUGUCUGCCCCCAGAGAAACAAAACCACAGGCCCAUACAAAGACUUGUGCACAGAUGCUGACAGCAUCUUGCAAUCUCCUAAAACUAGAAACGUCAGGUAUCCACUGACGUGCAGGACCAGCAGACUGGGGCGUGUCCGGACGACGGGAUACUGUCAGAAUCAGAAAGAAUGAAGUGGUGAGGAAUGCAAUGAUGCGGAUGGAUCUCAAAAUCAUUAAGUGGAAAAAGUCAGGCAGAAGGCACACAGUGCAUGACUCCAUUUAUAUGAAGUUACAGGACAUGCCAACGAAUCCAGAGUGCCUGAGAGCGCGUCAGCGACCGCCCAGAGACGAGGGGGGAAGGAGGAUGGAGCGAGCAGCACAGGGCGCUUAGGGGUAAGGCCCACGCCUGUUACCGUGGCGGUGGGGACGGUUUCCCGGGUGCACACAUACACAGAAACUGACCAAGUCAUACACUUAAAUCCUUCAGUGAAGUUGGGAAGGGGGUACAACACCCUCAAUUCUAUCUGUUGUUCUUUUAGGAAGCUCAAAGGAAAAACUUGCAGACCACGGCAACAAGGCACCUGCAGCUCACAACAUGGGCCAGCUGCGAACCAUGAAGCCCGGCCUCCUGGUGUGCGCGGCCAUUUGCAUCAUCUCCAUUUUUCUUUACUUAAGGAACCCAACUCUCGGGGGACCAGAGGAGGCACCCACCUCUCUGGCAGUAGUGGAGUGCGGCUUUUAUCCAGAUGAACUGUGUUCAGCUUUAUUUGAAGGGAAAGGGGCGGCCCUCCAAAUUGCAAAAUUUUGUAAAAACGCUCAUGGACUGGACAUACUCGCUCCCUUACACACACCAGGAAAUUGCUCCAGGAUUUCCCAGGCGCUGCAUUUCAUAUCCAGACCCCUGUCUGCUGAAGAGGGCAAUUUCUCUUUGGCAUAUAUCAUAACUGUUCAUAAGGAGCUGGCCAUGUUUGUGCAGCUUCUCAGAGCUAUUUAUGUACCUCAAAAUGUUUAUUGUAUUCAUGUUGAUGAAAAGGCCCCAAAGAAUGACAAGACUGCUGUGCAAGCCCUGGUUAACUGUUUCGAAAAUAUUUUCAUUUCAUCAGGGAGAGAGAAGGUGCCUAAUAUGGGCUUUGCAAGACUACAGGCAGACAUUAACUGUAUGAAAGAUCUAGUCCAUUCCAAAUUUCAAUGGAACUAUGUCAUCAACCUUUGUGGGCAGGAUUUUCCAAUCAAAACCAACAAAGAAAUCAUACACUACAUCAGAAGCAAAUGGAGUGACAAAAAUAUCACCCCUGGGGUAAUUCAACCAGAAAACAUGAAAUCCAAGACCAGUCAAAGUCAUCCCGAAUUCACCCCUGAAGGCAAUAUCUAUGUGUCUCCAAAUAAAAUAUUCAAAGAUGAACCACCCCAUAACUUAACAAUUUAUUUUGGAAGUGCUUACUACAUACUAACGAGGAAGUUUGUACAGUUUGUACUGACAGAUAUCCGUGCAAAAGACAUGCUUCAGUGGUCUCAAGACAUCCACAGCCCAGAGCGACACUACUGGGUGACCUUGAACCGACUAAAAGAUGCUCCGGGCGCCACACCGAAUGCUGGCUGGGAAGGUGACAUGCGAGCCAUUAAAUGGAGGAACGGGGAGGGACAUGUUCAUGAUGGAUGUAAAGCUGGUUACAUGGAAUUCUACUGACACUAUGCCAAGAAUGUCUGUCCAUCAUGUUAACAGCUGCCAUUUACAUGAUCCUUACUGCAUCCCAGCUCUAGGCCCCUUACUCGACGAAUACCUGCUCAGCCCGGGGAAGGUUCUUUCUGAUUAUUUCAGUCUUACUGGAAAUUUUUAUACAUGCAG